AGGAACGCGCCCUUCCCCCGUGCAAACUUUCAGUCGCUGCGACGGAAGCAGGAACUUGAUCACGACAAAAAUCUGCGGGGCCCAUGCGGGAGCUGCGGAGCAUCCUCCGCGACCCUUUCCAGACCCUUGCACGCCUCGACGGUCUUUAAGCGCCACGGGGACCACAAGAAAGAGUAACCUGUACAAUUUUCCUGAAGUAAACUGAGACAAGAAGAGUCAUCCUUGACCUCUGAAGAAAGACCAAGAUCAACAAGCAUCCAGAAUGCUCUUCCAGGAAGAGCAGAGCUUGGCUUAUACUUUGGUGGUCAUUUGCUUCCUGACACUAAGGCUGUCUGCUGGUCAGAAGUGCCUCACCGAGAGUCUAGAGGAUGUUGUCAUUGACAUCCAGUCUUCUCUUUUAAAAGGAAUCAGAGGCAAUGAGCCCAUCCAUACAGUAACCCAGGAAGACUGCAUCAGCACCUGCUGUUCAACACAAAACAUAGCGGGGGACAAAGUGUGUAACCUCAUGAUCUUCGACACCCGGAAGACAGCCGGACAGCCCAACUGCUACCUGUUCUUCUGUCCCAGUGAGGAAGCCUGUCCGCUGAAGCCAGCAAAGGGACUUAGGAGCUACAGGCUCGUCAGAGAUUUUCCAUUGACCAGAGUUACUUCCCCACUCCAAAAGUUAACACAAGAAGAAUCUCCCUUAUUUGGCCAUACCUCGCCAGCAGUCUCUUCCCGAGUCCAUCCUCCCACGGGUUACCCGGAGCCCACCAGCCUGUUUUGGAGAGAUGUAUCUUCUCAGAGGCCUACCUCUUUGGCUCACUCACAGAACCUCAUCAAGAUCGACGAAGCGAGUACCCAUCUCCCUGUUUACAAAGAAAGAAGCCAUUCUCCGAGUAUACAGCUUUCCUCAGAACGAAACAUGGCUCACCUGCUCCCUACAAAUGCAACCCCCCCUUUCACCACCGUGACUGUUGCUUCUCUCCAUAAUGUCUCUGCCACUCGGGAGCCUGCGCUUCUCGUGGCCAGCGCGUCAGUGAAAUCCGUGACUUCACAGCAGAUGGCGGUCACCACAGCUCCACCUCUAACCACCGGGAAACGCCCUGCAGCCCCCAUGUCUACAAGUGUUACACAAGCAGUCACUCACCAGGCAGCCCUAAGUGCCGUCUUUCAGGCCCGUACCUACUCAAACCGCAUCAUAGAAACAGCGCCCUUUCGAGGAGGCUCCAAGCUAACCUCAGACAUGGUGCAUGGGAAAAGCUCUGUGGUCCUUUCUCUGUCAACCUCAGGGUCUCCCGUUACGAGCGAGACUGCUUCCAGGGAGACUGGAAAGGUCAGUGUAGGCAGUUCAUCACUGAGCAAGGUUUCAAAAAGCCAGCAUGGCCUUUCCUUUGAGAAGUGGCUUCUCAUUGGGACGCUCCUCUUUGGUGUUCUGUUCCUGCUAAUAGGCCUCGUCCUCUUGGGUAGGAUGCUGGCAGAAUCCCUCCGUAGGAAAAGGUAUUCGAGACUUGACUACUUGAUCAAUGGGAUCUAUGUUGACAUUUAAAGAUAAAUUGAGCAUCUCUUAGUUUGUGUAAUAACUCGUUGCCAAAUGCACCUGUGUUCCGUCUGUCCAGUUUGUCUCAGUAGAAACUGUAUCUAGAAGGAUGCCUCUACUAUUUUCCUUCGUUUUCUUUUCCUAUUUGAGACAGGCUCAGGUAGCUCAGACUGGUCUUGAACUCCUCCUCUUCCUGCCCCUGCCCUCACUCCCAGUUCAGGGAUCACAGGUUUUCACUACUAGGUCUGGAUUUUUAAUUAAAAAAAUUAAAAUUCUUUUGCAGCACUAGAGGUCAAAUUCAGGGCUUUCUGCGUGCUAGGCCCUUCUUGUGCUCCUUUGAGCUAAAUCCCAGUCCAAGCACUUUCUUUUUUGUUUGUUUGCCUUUUUGGGUUUUGUUUUUCAGAAGAAGAGAAAGGAUAAAAAAAAAAAAAAAAAAAAAAAAGCUAGGUUGUCUGAGUGGCUUAUCUGUAAAAUAGUAGCUGAAAAUAAUUCCUAGUUGAAAUAGUAAGUGUAAGUGUACCUAAAUAUAAACUAGAGACCUGUAUCUGAGCAUAAGUCUAGGCCAUCUGAGUUGCAAUUCCUUGCGAUUUCUCAUCCCAGAUAAUGGCGACUGUUUGAUACUAGUUUUAAUGGAUUCUCUCUUCUUUUUUUUAUAUGGAUUCCAAUAAAACUCAUUCCAGAUGUAUUUCCCUCCAAUUAAAUAUUU
Molecule: messenger RNA, 2225 nt
Organism: Microtus ochrogaster (prairie vole)
Lineage: Eukaryota; Metazoa; Chordata; Mammalia; Rodentia; Cricetidae
Gene: Mansc1
Product: MANSC domain containing 1
Source: RefSeq, a predicted model, not a curated record